UGUUUCGCCUGUUCGGCCGAUGGAAUGAAAACAUUUAGCUGCGGAGUAUAUGAAAAACAUUUUAAAUGUGUGAUAUUAAUAACAAUUUGGAUAUGUCGCGACUUUUGAACUGAAUUGGAGAGAAAGGCGAGACGAGGACGGAUGGAAAAAUAAGUCUUGGAUUAUUAUUAAGUCGUUCCUUAAAUUCACUAAUUUUGUUUUUUUCCUUUAAAAAACAAUAAAUUAAGAAAAUAUAUUUCUGCGAUUUAAACUUCAGUUCUGACGGGGGAAAGUUUGAAAAUACUGUAAGUCAUGCUAACUUUGGUAUUUUACCGUAAAACAGACAACAGCAAAGAGUCGGGCACUCAGCCCAAUUAAUUUUUUUAUUCGCGUUAACUUUCUCAUUUCAGGUGAAGGUAUUUACAAUGGAAACGAAUUAAUUUGGUAACUUGGUCCACGUAAUACUUGUUCAGAACAGACAUUCCCCCUCCCCCUCUCGCUCUUCGCCGCGGUCUGCGCUAAAACCACGGGUCUGGCUUCUCACCCCGAAGAUGCGAUAGUGGGGCAGGGAGGAGGACAGUGUCCCGCUGAUUCGGCGGUUUCGGUUCAGUUUGGACCGAGACGGUCGAAGGUGAGGCCUGCGGGUCAGGCUUUCACCGGGCUAGAGUUGGUGCGCCUCGCCGGGUUCGGGAGCGCAAGGGUCGGCGAGAGGGCUUGAGUCGAGCCCGGAGGCCCAUCUAGACGGGAUGGAACGGAUGGAGGUAGACCAGUGCGCAGGCGCAGCUGCUGGCAGUGGAGGCGGGGCUCUGCGACGGUCCAACAGCGCCCCCAUGAUCACUGGCGUCAGUGACGGGAUGGCGGUGUUCAGUUCUGGCAGUACGGCCCGUUAUCGGAGGAGCAGUGUGUCUGUCAAUCUCGGUUGCCCAGGACUGGCCCUCCCCCUUUCGCCGUUUCCGCUGGUCUGCGGAUUGCUGGAGCACUCGAAGCAGCGUGUCUCUCUGUCCCAGGACGAAUGUAUGGAGCCGAACCCCAGAGGAGCCAUACACAGACAGAGUGUUGGUCCUCCACCCCCGGAAUGUCCCUGGGAGGACCACAGGAUCCUGGGCCUCCACUCUCUUGACAGUGGUAUCACACCCAAUUCCUCCCCCAGCCCAACAAGAAGAUUCAAAAACAGGGGGAGUGUCAGUCCAGCAGUGCGAUGGCCCGUCCUCACUCCACUUAAGAGGAAAGGUGGAGUGGAAUCAGAUGGCCCGCCCAAGAAGCUGUUUGUCACAGGAGUGACCGACCCCCCUCAUCUAACUGGGUACACCGUCAGUGUUGCGCCAGCUGGCUCUUCACCAGUGGGGAUGUCCGGCUGUGUGCCUCCCCAGGGAAGCCCACUCUCUCUUGCCAUCAGUGUGCCCACCCCCCCUUCGUUCACCCCGCAGCACCCCGGGAUGUAGCCAGUCGGUGCCGGGGAGAAGACGCUAGCCCAACCCAACAGAGACCAGAAUGAAGAGCACACUUGCCGAUGGCCACUCAGAGAACCUCAAGAGGGGCAGCAGCCAAUUAGAAGAAAGCAGCCUGGAAACCUGUCCAGUCCGGCUGAAAGAAGCUUAACUAACCGACUCCACCCACUCAGAUGCACAGUCUGGCUUUGUAGCCUAACAGAGCUGAUAGGAUAUGUGCUAAGCCAGUUAUAGAACAGAAAAGAUGGAAGCACAGCCGAUCACUGGAUGAUGGACAGGUGGGCGAGAGAGUGGCCCCACAGAGAACAGAUGAGGAGACAUUUACCCAUUCAAACAGCAAGACUGGUCUGGAGGUGGGGGCAUCCUAGCCGGACUUAUAGCCAAAGAAUUAGCAACAGAGAGCGUGCAUUGAAACCGGAUCAUCUAGAAUUGUGCAUCACAUACCUUCACACCUGUGUUUCCCUUUUAUAAGAAAAUGACACAAUUCGGUUUUGCCACUUUUUCAGAAUGCUAAUUUAUGAUGCCAUGCCGCCUAAACUUUAAUAUUUUGUUGUAGUUUACAGUUUUAUUUUCCAAGUGGUGUAAACCCAUCUUGGAAGAAAAUGCUUUAGCAAUAUGCAGUGAAAGACUUAAGUGGCACUACGUGAGAGAGUGAGUGGAAAGACAAGAAAUGACCACAUCAGAACAACUACUGGCUUUUCCAAAUCUGGGCUUAGAUGUAACUUGUGCAAAAGCUGAAAAUUGACAUUUAUCUCUAUAUUUAAUUCUGUAUAAGAAUAAAAGUCAUAAAUUGUGGCAGAGAAACUAGUAAUAGGACCUCAAGUGGGUACACAGUGAAUUUGGACAAAGUAAUCUGCUGGAAGCCAAGAGGAAGCUACUUUGUCAUUAAAAGAAGGUGGAAUUUCCUUUGGUAUUGGGCUUCAAGCCAAUCUUUUUAGUGUCAAAAAUUGUAAAAAUAAGGGUAAAUAUACAAGUGGUUCUUUCUGCAGCCCUUGGAAGCAGCACUUUCAGUUUGAGCCAAUCAACCUAAGGCUAAUCCUGCCAAGCACAUUAUGCGUGUAACAAUAUAAGUAACGUUGCUUUUGACAAACUCAAACGCAGUAUAUAGAUAACACAGACAAUAAAAGACACAGAUGUACACGCAGUCUAAUGCACAGUUUAAUAUUAUACUCCCAACACAGUGAAACGUUAGGCUUAAAGUCAGGCUUAGUUCCAGCCUGGGCUUUGUGCUCAGCGGCAGGGAUUCUCCAAGCUGCAGCCUUGUGCACAGCUGAGCUCCACAGAGGCGUGGCAGACUGUAGCCGACCAGGGCAUUCCUCAGCUUUGCAGGCAACAUCACCCUCAGUAUGGCAGGGCCGAGUCACCGUGCUGAUGAGAACUGCACUGGGUGGCAGGGGGUGUGAGACUAAGCUCGAGGAAAUUCUAAAACUUCUGUAAGAUUUUGGGUCCAGAAACUCCUUAUGUAUUCUUGAAGAGGUAUCCUGCAGGCCUCAUGUGGACAAAGGAAUUUUGGCUGGAAAAUCCUGCAGCAUUUUUGAAGUUUGUGUGUGUGUGUGUAGAGAUCUUAUCGCAUGAGCAGUGAGAAGGAGAGACGGGGGUGGUGAGAAUAGACAGAGGACAGUAAGAGAGGUGACACUGAGGGAGGCGACAGGAGAAGAGAAGCAGUAAGCGGAGACAGGCGAGCUGAGAGAAGACAUAGUGAAACAGGCAACAGCAAGACGGGAGACAGGACAUGCAGCAAGAGUUCGCAGAUGACUGCCUUCCAAGGUUACAUUCACUGUUUGGAACUUGUAUAUAGUAAUUGUGAAAAAUAAAGUAUUUUUAUGGACUUGUAAGAUGCAAACAACAAAAACUAUAUUCAUUCCUCUGAGUAUUUCAUGCUUGUACAAUUAACGCCAAGUGUCUCAUGUUUCUGUGAAAAAAUAUACCUUUUAAAUAUAUGAAUAAAAAUCAUCGUAUUGUAUCUGC
Lepisosteus oculatus (spotted gar) is the source of this 3395-nucleotide messenger RNA. RefSeq names its product P2R1A-PPP2R2A-interacting phosphatase regulator 1. NCBI's taxonomy places the organism in Eukaryota, Metazoa, Chordata, Actinopteri, Semionotiformes, Lepisosteidae. Gene Ontology annotation, molecular function: protein serine/threonine phosphatase inhibitor activity. The record is from RefSeq and is a predicted model, not a curated record.